This is a messenger RNA of Megalobrama amblycephala (Wuchang bream), 4952 nucleotides long. RefSeq names its product CDC42 small effector 2 (gene cdc42se2). The transcript has 5 exons. Bases 1143 to 1394 code for a protein of 83 amino acids. Gene Ontology annotation, molecular function: small GTPase binding. Gene Ontology annotation, biological process: regulation of Rho protein signal transduction. Gene Ontology annotation, cellular component: plasma membrane. NCBI's taxonomy places the organism in Eukaryota, Metazoa, Chordata, Actinopteri, Cypriniformes, Xenocyprididae. The record is from RefSeq and is a predicted model, not a curated record.
AACCAACUAAAUAUUAAUAACUGAUUAUGUUGUAGUCACUCUAAAAUACCCUGGGUUCUUUACUAAAUUUUAAAGAACCCUUUAUGCCAAAAAGUUUCUAUAUAAGGAGAUUUGACUUAAAUGACUGCAUAAUACGUUUCAUGUUAACUUUUUUCUAGUGAUAAAGUAUGUUUGUUAAGCUGUUCAUAAAAUUUAAAAAAACAAAUUAAUUUGAUUCAAAGAGUUGUAUGACUGAAAUUGCCGCCGUGUGAAAUGACUACAUCUACUAUUUAAAACUGCAUUUUGCUAAUUCUAAGCAUUCUCUCAAACAUUUAUUUUGAAUAUUAAGUGGUAAUGAACUGAGCGGGAAUGAUUUAUUGCUUCAUUUAUUCAUUUAAUUAUUGCUGGGGUCAAACUGCUACUUAAAAGUUACAUAACAGAAAGGUAGCCUACAUACUUGACUAAACCCGGCUGAAGCUUCAAUAACACAUUUUUACUGGAUUUUAAUAUGAGGUCAGAUGAAUUUUUAGGAAAGAAUGGGUUAAAUUCGAAUUUACCGUUAUUAAUUUUACUCCAACACCAUUGAGGAUGUGGAAACAAAUCUCAACAGAACGUGGGCUGGCUAAUGUGGGAAGAUGUGUUGUAUUAUUCCGUAUUGACGCAUAGGCGGCGCUGUUUCUUUGUGUUUUUGUCCACCGAACGCACAGUGGGAGUGUUCCGUCUCAUUCAAGGGUUCCUUCUCCAACGCUGCUGUCAUUUACAAGCAGAAAAGACACAAAGAAAGACGACUGAUGACAGUGUAGAUCUGAGUGCGUGAUAGUGCUGGAUGUGUGUCGCUCUGUGUUCAUGCUGUUGGCGGAUCGUCUCAUCGGAUCUCUAGCGCAGGUGGAUCAUUUACCGCAUUGAUCAGCUGAGCCUCGAAAAUCAGCAUCAGCAUCAGUCGGUCUGAGCAUUUGCUAAGUGGACAGAUCCGUAAUCAAGCUCCUUGUCUGGAUCUCUGCCAGCGCUCUCUUCCUGCUCCCCUGUCCCUGGAUCCUGACCUCAGGCUGAAUAAUUCCGGCAUCACCCCAGAUUGGAUCUUUGAAACGUGGGACCCUGUCCAGAUCCCCCAGAGCCCCUCCGGGCCCACGGGCAUAGCGGCACUUUAGGACUGUCUGCUAGUCAUGAGUGAAUUCUGGUUGUGCUUCAACUGCUGUAUCGCCGAGCAGCCGCAGCCGAAGAGGCGGAGACGUAUAGAUCGAAGUAUGAUCGGCGAGCCAACCAAUUUUGUCCACACGGCCCACGUAGGAUCCGGAGAUAUCUUCAGUGGCAUAAACUCUGUGAACUCAAUCCAGAACCAAAUGCAGUCAAAAGGAGGGUAUGGAGGAGAGGCCAUGUCUGUUAACGUACAGCUGGUGGAUACAAAAGCAGGAUAAUGCGAGUUGUUGGCAGGGGUUCUGUGAUGAGUUAUUUCUGCUCACUGGUUCCCCUCCAGCAUCUCUCCAUGUUCCCUCGGCGGCAACUUCUCACCUCAUUCUUACCCAGCAAACAAAUGGACAGUUGUGCACUCCAUGGUAAAGAGGUCGUCCUGCCCAUCGGACAGCAGGACACCACAGCGCUUCAGUGUUGUGUCCGCUACAGCUUCAUAAACUACGCUCGCAUGCCCCUCGAUGCCCACCAGCCUAGAACUGCGAAGUGUGUCCCUGUUUUCUUCUGUGGUUUACCAUAAACUGUUGCUUUCUCAUUACUCACAUUUGUGGGUCUGGAACCAAUAAGAACACUUGUUUUGGGUUUGCUCAUAUUGCCAUGAAAAGACUGGUUUUUAUUUGUGGAUUAAUCAUCAGCGCGGAGCCGACAACAAUGUUUGUAUAAGAAAGUGGCUGUACCUGCAGUCAUGUGGUGCCAAACUGAUCAGUGCAACGGAAAGAUAAGAAGUACUUUGUGUUUUAACAUGAACACAACAAAUGCCAUUUAUUAGGAAAUGUGAUUGUUACUUUGCUGUUUACAUUGUUCCAAUUUGCAUUUCUUGUUUUUUUUUCUGUUCUCACUGUAAUGAUUUUUGGGAUUAGAAUUAUAACUGAUGUUGAAAGGCAUGAGUGGCAUUUCACCCUCUGCUCUGCUGUCUGCUGUGUCCACGUCAACGUCCGUAACUUGAUGUAAAGCUAUAGAUAGUGUUCAGAUAAAAUGUAUAAAAAAACAAUUUUGUUUAGUUCUAGUGCUCUCUAUGGAUGUAGCUACAGUUACAGGGUCAUUUCAAUAAAUAAGGUAAGAAGACCUGUGACGUGAAAUUUACUCAGCUCAGGAAACAUCAGCGGCACUUAUCGACCAUAGCGUCCAGUUUGAAGAUGACCGGACUCAUGAUAGAUCAUGAUUAAACCUUGAGAUGCACAAUAAGAUCCUUUUCUGUGUAUAAAAGUAAUGAGACUCUUAAGGGAACCCAGUGAUGGAAAACAUGUGAUAUGGGAGGAAAAAAUCUUUAUUUCAAUGAUUUCGCGUUCGCUCGCAAAUGUUUUGCGUUUCCCCAAGAAGCUCUGCGUUGAACGCAAAACUGAUGAUGGGAAUGAUAAUAGAUUUGAGCAAAGUUUCUUUGGGAAAUGCAAAAGCAUUGACAGAAUUUUUCCUCUCAUGCCAUUUUUUUUUACCCUUAGUGGUUCACAACACCCGCUGAAAAUUUUCACCUGCUUGUAGAGGUCAUUCACUUGAUCCAACCGAAGUAUUAUGGAAAUAUUAAAUGGGUACCUUAUUUACUGAAAGGCCUUCAUAUUGCAAAGUCACGGACUGAAUUCUGGGGCCGUUCCACUCUCUCUCGCCUACUAGUAUAGUUUUAAUCAAACAUUGUUCUAGAUUGUAGAAAAUAUAUUUUCCUUUUGAAAGACACUGGCUGCGUCUGAAAAUUUAGGCAGCUGAUUCGUUGCUUCACCUCCCUGUCAGGCAAUGACUUUGUAGGACGAAUUUGCACAUGAAGGAACCUCAUAAAACUGUUUUCAGCAGAUUUUUGAGGCAGCGCAAUGGUUUAAUGAUCUGCAAGAAAAUAAAGCGAGCUUUGGUGAGAACUGAGCGAAUACUUCUACUAAUUACUAAUUUCUCGCUAGAAAUGACAUCAAGUGGAAAAUGGUUAAAAACAUACAUGUAAACAAAUGGACCACCAACUGCAACUUUCAGAUGCCAUGUUUAUUCUUUUUUUAGCUCAUUUAGCUAAUUGAACAAACAGGAUUGUGGGAUAUCAAAGGCAGUGAAGGAUGCCUAAAUCAAUCAGUUGAUGAUCAGAUGAAGGUAUCUCAUAAGACAGGAAGUGAAGCACUCACUGGAUUGGGAUGUGUCUUGAUGCCUUACUCCCUUGGCAGCAUUUUUAAGCUUUCGGCCGCAGCCUCUGUUACAUUCUCUUAAAAAACGCUGUGUUGAAUCUCAUGAAACCUGUCAAGAACAAGUCGUAGGACAAAAUUAUAUUUUACAUAAAAAAAUUAAGUCAUUUUUUGGGACUUUUUUUGCAUUGUGAUUUAGUAACCUCCAUAAAUCUCAUUACUAUAGUCGGGAAAAAAAUAUGAUUUGAUUAGGAAAAAUAUUGCUCAUGCUUACAUGAUGAAAAUAAUGAUACGGUGCAUAUAUAUUCUUUUAAUUUUGAGGUAAAUGUGAACUUGACCUGUACAUGUUUUUGUGAGAUUCAUCUCGUGGCUGUUUUUUUAAGAUUAAACAGGGAGUUUAAUUAGAUUUUCAGCUGAUUUCAGCCAAUUAGUCCAGCCAGUUGUGGGUUACCAUACAGUGAACAGUACGCAUUAAGUCUUCUGAAACCUAAUUAACCAGUAUUGCCAAUGCUAUGACAAAAGCAAACUUUGCAAUGGUAUAAGACAAAAACUGAAUUAUCUUAAGUACACUGGGUAUCUCUCUAUGACCCAGUUUGGUGUGGUUUAUGAAUCCUUUUAGUUGUUUGGUAUUUUGUGCAAUUUAAGGCCUGCUGUGUCAUUGUGAAUAUAUUUGCCAGAUGAAAUGUCGAACCUUGAAAUAUUGGCUUUGAGAAAGUCAAAAGAUAAUGUAUUUGAGAUUUUUAAAUGCAAGUAAAUUCCCAUGUAGGUUUUAACAUGGAAUGCUAAAUGUAUCGGUCCCUGUUAACUGUUGUUGUUUUAUCAAGUGCUAUAUGUUUGUAUAUAUAUCUGCACUCGGUUUGUCAUAACCCUCCCUUAAAUUAUUGUCCCUGUUUUGCUGCUGUGUUUUCUUGGCAUGUCCGUCUUAGGGCGUUACGCUGCCUCAGAGAGCUCUGUCAGUCCAUUGACUUCAAUGUGGAUGAUGAGCUUUAUGGGUGUAGAGGAAAAACCCGAGAGUAUGCAAAAGUGACGUGCAUCAAACCGUCAUGUUUUGAACCUUUGCUGCAAAACAAACUCACUGUAUUCCUGCUUGAUUUUAAACCGACCCGAGUCUUUCCACACCUUUAAAAUACAUAUUUGUCAAAUGCUCAGAGCUUUCUCUGGUGUGCAACCCUAAGCCAUCAGCCAUCUUGGCACUUUUUCUUAGUCAUUUGGGGCCUUGUUCAUGAAAAACAAGCAUGUUUUAUCUAAACUGAAUUUCUGAUGUAAGUUAGUUUAACAAAUGAUUUGAAGAUAUUCGCCGUGUUUCAUGAAUAAGGCCUGUAUUGUGUACUGGACUGAAAUGGUACUGAUGGCAGAAAUUAAAGCGGAUAUGUGAUGGGAUGAUGAAGACAUUGAGAAGCCCAUCUAGUUAGAUUGGUGAUUUUGUUUUAUUGCAACAUUAUUUAAAGUGUGGCCAAAGUGUUGUUAACCAAGAGGCAAUACAUGACAAUAAAUCUCUGCCUUUGUUUUACCAUAGAUGAAUUUCAGCAUCAGGGAAACAAGCUCAGCUUUCUCAAUAUCAGAUGUCAAACUUCUUUUUUUUUUUUCUUUUUUUUUUUGGUACCCAUGUUAUUUUACAUUGUGUGUCAACUGGUAGAUUACCUGAUGUGUUCUGUUGAAAUAAAUAUUUUUUACAUGCAAUACGUGCACUAA